ACGCCGCGCGCUGCUGGGACCGCAGCGGCCCCGCGUGGCCACUGACCUUGUCUGUGGCUGGGCUGGGGUGGGUCCGGGAGGUGGAGCUCCGCCCCCGAGCCGAGACUGGCGGACGCGCAGGCCAAUCGGCGCCGCCCUUGCCCGCGGCCCCGCCCCCGGGUCCGGCCAGAGCGCGCGAGCCGGCUGCUCAGAGGCGGUGGCUGAGGCGCGGUCCGGGCUCUGCGGCCAUGCCCUCCGGGACCCACGCAGCUGCCCCGCGCCCCGCGCGGCCCCAGUAGGCGACGCGGCGGCCAGGGGGGCCGGCCAUGCUGCUGGAGGCGCAGGACGCGCUGUACGUAGCGCUGGAGCUGGCCAUCGCCGUGCUGUCGGUGGCGGGCAACGUGCUGGUGUGCGCGGCGGUGGGCACGGCGAGCGCGCUUCAGACCCCCACCAACUACUUCCUAGUGUCACUGGCGACGGCUGACGUCGCCGUGGGGCUGUUCGCCAUCCCCUUUGCCAUCACCAUCAGUCUGGGUUUCUGCACGGACUUCCACGGCUGCCUCUUCCUCGCCUGCUUCGUGCUCGUGCUCACGCAGAGUUCCAUCUUCAGCCUCCUGGCCGUGGCCGUCGACAGGUACCUGGCCGUCUGCGUCGCGCUCAGGUAUAAAAGUUUGGUCACUGGGACCCGAGCAAGAGGGGUCAUUGCUGUUCUCUGGCUCCUUGCAUUUGGCAUUGGAUUGACUCCAUUCCUGGGGUGGAACAGUAAAGACACUGUCACCAACAAUUGCACAGAACCUUGGGAUGGAACUGUCAAUGAAAGCUGCUGCCCUGUCAAGUGCCUCUUUGAGAAUGUGGUCCCCAUGAGCUACAUGGUAUAUUUCAAUUUCUUUGGGUGUGUCCUGCCCCCACUGCUCAUAAUGCUGGUGAUCUACAUCAAGAUCUUCUUGGUGGCCUGCAGACAACUUCAGCGCACCGAGCUGAUGUUCCACUCGAGGACCACCCUCCAGCGGGAGAUACACGCAGCCAAGUCACUGGCCAUGAUAGUGGGGAUUUUUGCUCUGUGCUGGCUACCAGUACAUGCCAUCAACUGUGUCACUCUUUUUCAGCCAGCCUGGGCUAAAAAUAAGCCCAAGUGGGCAAUGAAUAUGGCUAUUCUACUGUCACAUGCCAAUUCAGUUGUUAAUCCCAUCGUCUAUGCUUACCGGAAUCGAGACUUCCGCUAUACUUUUCACAAAAUUAUCUCCAGGUAUGUUCUCUGCCAGACAGAUGUCAAGAGUGGGAAUGGACAGGUAGGGGUGCAGCCUGCUCUCAAUGUGAGCCUAUGACCUAGGCUCUGGCCUCUUCCAGGAGCAGGCACAAAUGAACAAUUAACAAAGAACAGGACAAGACUGAUUCUCAUUGUGUUGGAUGGGCUACACCUCACAAGUAUAUGGGUUGCCUCUUCUGAGCACUUCCCUGCAAUUACCACUUAUCUAGCUAGUAUGUAUGUGUUAUUAGUUGGCUCUAAGGGUUGACAGAUGUAUUUAUGAUCUAUAUGGCUGCUCUUACUACGUGGAUGAUGCCGACAACUUGAAUGGAUUUUAAAAGACUAUUGUUUUUAAAAGUCUGCCUUAUUUAUGGUAGAAAUUGUCAAAACUAUUUUACUGUGAAACACUGUGAACUAUUUUGCAAAUUUUUUAAAACUUAAGAGGCAAUAGAAAAAUAAAAGUUGGCUGUACUAAAAAUGUA
Molecule: messenger RNA, 1707 nt
Organism: Nycticebus coucang (slow loris)
Lineage: Eukaryota; Metazoa; Chordata; Mammalia; Primates; Lorisidae
Gene: ADORA2B
Product: adenosine A2b receptor
Exons: 2
Coding region: 306-1304 (332 amino acids)
Biological process (GO): G protein-coupled adenosine receptor signaling pathway; adenylate cyclase-activating G protein-coupled receptor signaling pathway; vasodilation
Cellular component (GO): membrane
Molecular function (GO): G protein-coupled adenosine receptor activity
Source: RefSeq, a predicted model, not a curated record